Messenger RNA from Zingiber officinale, 474 nucleotides. RefSeq lists its product as uncharacterized. The record is from RefSeq and is a predicted model, not a curated record. Lineage: Eukaryota; Viridiplantae; Streptophyta; Magnoliopsida; Zingiberales; Zingiberaceae. The coding region runs from base 1 to 474 and encodes 157 amino acids. The transcript has a single exon.
AUGAUUACUGAAUUGGUACAGAAAUUUUCUGAGUUAGGAUUAGUAGAGCAGGGUCAGACUGAGCGAGGUAUUCUGUUAUCUAUGGUUGCCCAGUCACCCAUUGUAGAGAGGAUUAAAGAAGCUCAGGCUACAGAUCAGCAUCUGCAAUUUUUGUGUAGCAGAAUUACCCCAGAACAACAGACAGGGUUUUCUUGCGAUGGAAAUGGAAUUCUAUACUUCCGGGGGAGAUUGUGUGUUCCUGAGCUACCUUCUUUGAAGGAGGACCUACUUCAGGAGGCACACCGAUCCAAAUUUGCGAUUUAUCCUGGUGGUACAUGUAUGUAUAGGGAUCUGAGACGUUCUUAUUGGUGGGCUGGCAUGAAGAAAGACAUCACGGAUUUCGUUGCACGAUGCCUUGUAUGUCAGCAAGUGAAGGCUGAACAUCAGAGACUCGCUGGUUUACUCCAGAAGAUACAGAUACCGGAAUGGAAAUGA